Messenger RNA from Hydractinia symbiolongicarpus, 1034 nucleotides. Its product is annotated as universal stress protein Slr1101-like. Bases 207 to 710 code for a protein of 167 amino acids. The record is from RefSeq and is a predicted model, not a curated record. The transcript is spliced from 4 exons. NCBI's taxonomy places the organism in Eukaryota, Metazoa, Cnidaria, Hydrozoa, Anthoathecata, Hydractiniidae.
CAUUGGUGUAGGUAUAGGUUGAAGCAGUUUCGUGAUCACAUUACAUCAAAUUUUUAAAUCUAAGGAAUAAAUUUGCACUAGUAUUUUUAUUAGCUAUGCAAAUGUUCAGUUAUAUUUCUUGUCGUUGAAUAUUUGAAAGUACUGGCUUUAUAUGUAACAUCCAGUGCAUUAUAUUUUAUACAGUAACACAGUAUAACAUAUUCCACAUGAAUCCUGCUGACCCAGGAGAAAUUUCUAAAAAACGUUUGGCAUUGGUAUGUGUCGAUUCAAGCAAGUACAGUGCCAAUACCCUUGAUUGGUAUUUCCAGAAUGCAUAUCAAGAAGGUGAUGAAAUUGGACUUGUGCAUAUUCAUAUCCCACCAAGUUUGAACAUAUGUGGAAAUAUAUUAACAUAUGCCUCCACAACUUCAGGUCAUGCAAUAUAUCAGCAUAAACUGGAUGAGAGUAUUGCAGAAUGUAAAGAUAUUGUCAACAAAUAUAAAGCCAAGUGUUUACGGAACAAUGUGGAACCAAAAGUGUUUGUGAAGUCUAUUGAAGAAUCUGUUGGACGCACCAUUUGCAUGAUUGCCAAGGAACAAGGAGCAUUUCUUAUUGUAAUGGGUCAACGUGGUUUAGGUGUAAUUAACCGCACACUACUUGGUAGUGUUAGUGAUUACGUGUUGCAUCAUGCUAAUAUUGCGUUAAUUGUUGUUCCACAAACAGAAAUGUAAAGAAUGAUGAUGCUGUCAUCCAUCUUAUAUUCUUAGUUACUAAGAAAUUUUUUUUUUGACAGUUCAAUAUACGAAUAAUGCUUUAUUUAUUUUUUAAAUAUUUUUAAAUGAAUAUUUUUUGUAUUGAAGGGAAUAAUCAACAUUAAUUUCUAAUCUUUUAUGUACAUUUUUCAGGUUAAUUUUAUUAAUUACUGUGUUAUUCUUUAGUGAAAGCAAAACAAAUAAAAUCAAUUCCCAUGUUUUGCUGUUGCAAAAAAAUUAUUGCACUUUAGUUGUUUGAAAAACUUUUUAAUUCAAUAUAUAUACUUAUUCGAUAUAUUUUAU